Messenger RNA from Anopheles gambiae (African malaria mosquito), 2929 nucleotides. RefSeq names its product mucin-2. The transcript has a single exon. Lineage: Eukaryota; Metazoa; Arthropoda; Insecta; Diptera; Culicidae. The coding region runs from base 114 to 1712 and encodes 532 amino acids. The record is from RefSeq and is a predicted model, not a curated record.
CUACAACUCCCACGGAAACUACCACUUCAACAACCCCCACGGAAACUACAACAUCAACAACCCUCACGGAAACUACUACUACAACUCUCACUGAAACUACAACAAUAACCCCCAUGGAAAGUACCACUACAACUCCGAUUGAAACUACAACAAUAACUCCCACGGAAACAACCACUACAACAACCCCUACAGAAACUACAACAACAACCCCCACGGAAACUACCACUACAACAACCUCCACGGAAACUACAACAUCAACAACUCCCACGGAAACUACCACUACAACAACCCCCACGGAAACUACAACAUCAACAACCCCCACGGAAUCUACCACUUCAACAACCCCCACGGAAACAACCACUACAACAACCCCUACAGAAACUACAACAACAACCCCCACGGAAACUACCACUACAACAACCCCCACGGAAACUACAACAUCAACAACUCCCACGGAAACUACCACUACAACAACUCCCACGGAAACUACCACUACAACCUCAACUGAAACUACUACUACAACUCCCAUUGACACUACAACAAUAACCCCCACGGAAACUACCACUACAACAACUCCCACGGAAACUACCACUUCAACAACCCCUACGGAAACUACCACUACAACAACUCCCACGGAAACUACCACUUUAACAACCCCUACGGAAACUUCCACUACAACAACUCCCACGGAAACUACAACAACAACCCUUACAGAAACUACAACAACAACCCCAACAGAAACUACCACUACAACCUCAACUGAAACUACUCCUACAACAACCCCCACGGAAACUACAACAUCAACAACCGCCACGGAAACUACUACUACAACUCCCAUUGAAACUACAACAAUAACCCCCACGGAAACCACCACUACAACAACCCUUACAGAAACUACAACAACAACCCCCACAGAAACUACCACUACAACCUCAAGUGAAACUACCACUACAACAACCCCCACGGAAACUACAACAUCAACAACCCCCACGGAAACUACUACUACAACUCCCAUUGAAACUACAACAAUAACCCCCACGGAAACCACCACUACAACAACCCUUACAGAAACUACAACAACAACUCCCACAGAAACUACCAUUACAACCUCAAGUGAAACUACCACUACAACAACCCCCACGGAAACUACAACAUCAACAACCCCUACGGAAACUACCACUUCAACAACUCCCACGGAAACUACCACUACAACCUCAACUGAAACUACUACUACAACUCCCAUUGACACUACAACAAUAACCCCCACGGAAACUACCACUACAACAACUCCCACGGAAACUACCACUACUACAAUUCCACCUACAACGACAACUACUACAACCCUACCGACAACGACAACAACUACAACCCCACCGACAACGACAACAACUACAACUCCACCUACAACUAUUACUACAACAACCCCAACUACAACAACAACAACUACAACUCCACCUACAACGACAACUACUACAACUCCACCUACAACUACUACUACAACAACCCCAACUACAACGACAACUACUACAACCCCAACUACAACGACAACUACUACAACUCCACCUACAACGACAACUACUACAACUCCACCUACAACGACAACUACUACAACUCCAUCUACAACAACAACAACAACUAGAACCCUACCUACAACGACUCCAACUACCACAAGGGUUGUACCUUCACCCACUAGAGCAACACCUCGACCUUAGUGCAUCGUACAGUUCAGUUCAGUUUCUGCUUAACAGGAAUGCUGAAAAACCUUAUGAAUUGUAAAAUUUCUUCGUGUUGUAACAGUCACGAGCAGCAAUGAUUAUUAAUGCGAGCAUGAUUUCCAUUUCCAUCAAAAGCGAAGCAUCCAGCAUGUGCAUUAUUUGAUUUGUUUUAUUAAAAUUUACUUGCCUCUAGGGCUUUAUUAUAAUUAACUUACAGCUUCUUCUUUAGAUAUAAUUAACUAUGCAUAACUAAUUUAUGUAUUUCCAGUAACUCACUUGUUAUACGAACAGCCUCAUAUUCAGAUAACUUUCUUUUAAUAUAAUAUUAAAUUACAUUUUGACUUUUUUUAUAUGAACUAGUCAAGGACCGUUAGGAAUCUGCCGAGUGCCCUGGAACUCAAAGAUCCCGAAAACUCUUAUUUGAUGAUCCGAUCCAAUCCCAGAUGCGUACUUACAGAAGGGACAAUCUUGAUAUGAUCAACACUCCGCUUUUGCGUUCUUGUGGCUUUCUUGAGUAUAAAUACAGAAUACAAAUACGAAAACAUAAAUUUUCAAGUAUGUUUUUUUUAUUAACCAUCAAUUAAUAUCUUUAAUAUCUUUCAGCCAAAAUACGGACCAUCACGCUGUGUUACAUUUUGAGUUGCUGUCUGUAAAAUAAUUAGGUCCGAUGUAUACUAAUGCAUGCUAAAUUUGCUAUAAUUAACUGGGUAGUUGGUAUUCAUGGGUUCCAGCCUGUUGCUACGUGUAUAGCACUCGAUGAAUUGAGUCGCAAACGGUAAAGAUAAUUUUAAAAACUGUCGUUUAUUCAAGCAGUUUUAAAAUUGGUGCUUUCUUUCCGCGUUCUAAUUUGCAACUAACGGCGUUUCGCGAUGGCGCCCUGUUCACGAACAGCUGUGCGAACUUGACCCUGGUUGAACCGCUUCCUGAUUGGUCCUAUUCUGGGAGAACUAGUUGUCGCACAAGCUAACCCUUUCGUCCCUUUCUAUGUAUUUAGUACGCAUCUGUCGCCAGUGAUGCAGUGUUGUAUCGUGGAGUAAAUACUGUUUUACCCGGUUUUUUUUUUGGGGUUUUGACCGGGUUUUUCCCUUUUUCGUUUUUACCCGGGUAAAUCUUGGGUAUUUUCGAUUGAAAUGAAUUUGUAAUGCUUUUUAUCACUUAAUUGGAAAUAUUUCUGCAAAGUUUGCAUAAAAUAGACUUUUCGAUAUCCUUAUAUA